UGCACAUCUCUGUCCCGGCGUCUGCUCAAGUGUUGCACCCAACAUCGUCUAUAUCUAUCCUCGAUUGCCAGGACUCCAACCUGUCCUGACUACUUCCUAUUCCCGCAAUGCUCUCUCGAAACGCUCGUCCAGCUAUCCAGGCUGGCAGUGCAUUUCUUGCACGGAGAGCCGCCCCUGCCAAUGCCGCAAAUUUCGCGACACUCCGUGAAAUUGAAGGCCGGUUGAAGUCCAUCAAGAACAUCGAAAAAAUCACUAAAACCAUGAAGAUUGUUGCUUCCACCCGUCUUAACAAAGCCCAGAGAGCCAUGACUGAUUCGCGGGCAUACGGCCAAACAUCCAAUGCCGUAUUCGAGAACGCGGAAACCAAAUCGCUGGAGGGCAAGAAGACCCUAUUUGUCGUGGCCAGUUCGGAUAAGGGUCUGUGCGGAGGCAUCCACUCCGGCUUGAGCAAAGCUACAAGAAGGAUGGUGAUCGAACAGCCUGAUGCCGAUGUUGUUGUUCUCGGCGAGAAGGCCAAGGCCCAGCUCAGUAGGACCAACGAAAAAAACCUGAUUUUGAGCUUCGCCAAUGUCGGGAAGGAUAUCCCAACUUUCGCUGAAGCUCAGGCCAUUGCGGACCAGAUCACCCAGCUGCCAACCGACUAUGCCAGCGUUAAGAUAAUCUACAACAAAUUUGUCAAUGCUCAGUCCUACGAGCCCGUUGUUGUCGAAGCCUACUCGGAAGAGGCUAUUACCCAAUCCCCAAACCUCUCGGCUUUCGAGGUUGAAAAUGAAGUUCUCGCCAAUCUCAGGGAGUAUGCUCUUGCAAACAGCUUGUACUGGGCUCUUGCCGAAGGUCAUGCAUGCGAGAUCUCUGCUCGCCGCAAUGCUAUGGACAACGCAUCCAAGAACGCUGGGGACAUGAUUCAAAAGUUCCAGAUUCUCUACAACCGACAGCGUCAAGCCGCUAUUACCGGUGAACUGGUUGAAAUUAUCACCGGUGCCACUGCCAGUGAGGAUAUGUAAAAAAGCAGAUCGACGCAACUCGGGGGGUCGAGAAUGGAUUGGAUUGGACACGAAAAUAGAGAAAGGACAACAAGAAAUGCCAGGGCUUUCUUGGUCCCUUCUUAAUAUGUAGAUUUCUUUUUCUUUUCCAUCAACACACCGCCACAGUACUGCUGGUAUUUAGAAAUCCUUUGUUGAAAACUUGUAAAAUCAACUCUGUUAUUACUUUUCAUCGUCUCCUAAUAUAUGUAUUGUCAUCUCGCUUCCCAGAUAGUUUAAAUUCCGGGUCCUAUAUAAAUAAAUACAUCAUAUUUUCCUCGGCCCA
Histoplasma capsulatum G186AR is the source of this 1308-nucleotide messenger RNA. RefSeq names its product ATP synthase subunit gamma. NCBI's taxonomy places the organism in Eukaryota, Fungi, Ascomycota, Eurotiomycetes, Onygenales, Ajellomycetaceae. The transcript is spliced from 6 exons. Gene Ontology annotation, biological process: proton motive force-driven ATP synthesis. The coding region runs from base 108 to 1004 and encodes 298 amino acids. The record is from RefSeq and is a predicted model, not a curated record. Gene Ontology annotation, molecular function: proton-transporting ATP synthase activity, rotational mechanism.